Messenger RNA from Lemur catta (Ring-tailed lemur), 3323 nucleotides. RefSeq names its product rho GTPase-activating protein 27-like. The record is from RefSeq and is a predicted model, not a curated record. Gene Ontology annotation, molecular function: protein binding. Gene Ontology annotation, cellular component: cytoplasm. Gene Ontology annotation, biological process: regulation of GTPase activity; signal transduction. Lineage: Eukaryota; Metazoa; Chordata; Mammalia; Primates; Lemuridae.
GGGCGUCCCUACUACUACAACCUGGACACGGGAGUGAUGACCUGGGAGUCACCCUUUGAGACUGCCGAGGGCUCCGCUAGCCCAGCCACCUCCCUGACCUCGGUGGGCAGCCGCGAGAGCCUGGAGACCGAGUGGGGCCAGUACUGGGAUGAGGAGAGCCGCAGGGUGUUCUUCUACAACCCCCUGACCGGCGAGACCGCCUGGGAGGACGAGCCGGAGGACGACGAGCUGGAGAUGCAGCCGAGCCUGAGCCCCGGCAGCCCCAGGGACCCGAGGCCCCCCACCCCCGAGACGGACUACCCCGAGUUGCUGACCAGCUACCCGGAGGAAGACUAUUCCCCCGUGGGCUCCCUCGGUGAGCCCGGCCCCACCUCUCCCUUGACCGCACCCCGCUGGUCUUGUCACAUCAGCCAGGACAAGCAGACGCUUUACACCAACCACUUCACCCAAGAGCAGUGGGUGAGGUUGGAGGACCAGCACGGGAAACCGUACUUCUACAACCCAGACGACUCCUCCGUCCGGUGGGAGCUGCCCCAGGUCCCUGUGCCUGCCCAUGGAAGCAUCCGAAAAUCCAGUCAUGACAGUGACACUCCAGCCCAGGUCAGCCCCCCUGAGAAGCACUGGGCCCCAGAGGUGGGUGAGGUUGGGAAGUGGGAAGGAAUCUCUCCUGCCGCUGCUGCUGGGGAGCAGAUCAAGACCCUGGACAAGGCAGGGAUGCUGCGUCGCACCAGGACGGUGGACGAGGCAAAGCGGCUCCGGAAGAAGCACUGGAGUGCCUCCUGGACGGUGCUGGAGGGUGGUGUCCUGACAUUCUUCAAGGACUCAAAGACCUCAACUGCAGUUGGCCUGAGGCAGCCCUCCAAGUUCUCCACCCCUGAGUAAACGGUGGAGCUGAAGGGGGCCUCUCUCUCCUGGGCCCCCAAAGACAAAUCCAGCAAGAAGAAUGUGCUGGAGCUACGGAGCCGAGAUGGCUCGGAGUACCUGAUCCAGCACGACUCAGAGGCCAUCGUCAGCACCUGGCACAAGGCCAUCGCCCAGGGCAUCCAGGAACUGUCCGCAGACUUGCCCCCGGAGGAGGAAAGUGAGAGCGGCAGUGUGGACUUCGGGUCCAGUGAGCGCCUGGGGAGCUGGCAGGAGAAAGAGGAUGACACGCGGCUGAGUACAGGCGCAUCCGCCCUGGUCCCCGAGGGUCUGGAGAGCGACCGGAAGAAGGUCCAGCACAAGCUCCGCAAGUUUCUGCAGAGGCGGCCCACGCUGCAGUCGCUGCGGGAGAAGGGCUACAUCAAAGACCAGGUGUUCGGCUGUGCCCUGGCAGAGCUGUGCGAGCGCGAGCGCAGCCCGGUGCCGCGCUUCGUGCAGCAGUGCAUCCGCACCGUCGAGGCGCGCGGGCUGGACAUCAAUGGGCUGUACCGCAUCAGUGGAAACCUGGCCACUAUCCAGAAGCUGCGCUAUAAGGUGGACCAGGAUGAGCGCCUCGACCUGGACGACGGACGCUGGGAGGACGUGCACGUUAUCACCGGCGCGCUGAAGCUCUUCUUCCGGGAGCUGCCCGAGCCCCUCUUCCCCUUCUCACACUUCCGCCAGUUCAUCGCGGCCAUCAAGUUGCAGAAUCAGGCCCAGCGCAGCCGCUGUGUGGGUGACCUGGUGCGCUCGCUGCCCGCCCCCAACCACGACACGCUGCGGCUGCUCUUCCAGCACCUGUGCCGGGUGAUCGAGCACGGCGAGCAGAACCGCAUGUCGGUGCAGAGCGUGGCCAUCGUGUUCGGGCCCACGCUGCUGCGGCCGGAGACAGAAGAGACCAGCAUGCCCAUGACCAUGGUGUUCCAGAACCAGGUGGUGGAGCUCAUCCUGCAGCAGUGCUCGGAUAUCUUCCCGCCGCACUGACUGCGGACCUGGGACUGGGGCGGCUGGAGGCCACCUGGCUGGACUUCGCCAAGACCCUCCGCCUCCCACCCGUCUGCAGGCGGUUGUGACGUUCGCACCGCUCCCCCUCUCGCCCCCCCCCCCCCCCCCCCGCCGCGGGUCCGAGGCUAUGGUGACCCCUGGUGGGCAAAAUGUGAUUUUUCUGGGGCAUGUCCUGUUAGGGGUUAACCGGGUUCUGCUUUCUAUCGCGGCGCCGCCCGCUGUGCGCGUGCGACAGUGUGUGGGGGUGAGUUUGCUGGGAGGGACCGCAUUGGGAGGAGGAAUUUGGUGAGGGGCUUCCUGGCUGCUUCAGGCCUUCACCAAGACCCCGUGUGCCCCAGCCCUGUGCGGACCAUGAAGCAGCUGAGACACCUUCCCCGCUGCCCAAACAGGACUAACCUGGCCUCCAGCAUGGGCAGCCGGACCUGCCUUCCUCAGGCCUCGGGGGUGACACUGCCGCGGGCCCCUCUGGCAGGCUGGCUGCGGACCAGUUUCAGCUGCCUUCCUCUCCAUGCUCCUGCCCUCCCUGGCCCACUCGUGUUCUGUGCAAGGGUUCUUCAUGGUGGCUAAAUAUGCACCAUUUCCACACACCAUCCCAUUUUAUAGAUGAGGUGACUGAGGCUUGGAGAGGCAAAGUGACUUAUUCAGGGUCCAGUGGAUGAUGACUUCCCAGAAAAGGCUCCCCUCACACUAGAGCACAGCCAGGGGUGGGGUGGGGGGGAUCAGUCCUUUCAGCUGCCCAACCCCCAACCCCCAACCCCAGCAUGGGCCUGUGAGCAGAGCAAGGGGACUAAGGUGGGUGUUUUCUGUCUGGGCCUGAAGGCAAAGAGGGAACCUGCCCCAGCUGUUCUCCCCUGGGGGACGGGGACGGGGCAAAGCACUGGCAGGAGCCCCCUGCCCCUCUUAGCCCUCUAGCUGUCAAGGAUCCCCGCCUGGUGCCCACCUAACAGGAAGAGGUGGGAGAGUCUGCGGGGUGGGGGGAAAGAGGACGCAAUCCCAGGAUCGGAAGUGUGACCCCUGGGGUCCGCAGCCCCUUUCCUCCUGAGACAUGAGCCACCUCAGUUUACAGAUCUCGGCCCCCAGCCCUACCCACCUGUUCAUUUAUUCAAAACAUGACAGCUACUAUUUAUUGGGCAUUUGUACCAUGCCAAGUAUUUUACCUGGCCUAUCUCAUUGUUCCUCACAGCCAAUAUUUAUUGUCUGCUCUUCUGUGCCAGACACUGUGCCCUGGGGCGGGGACUGCACACGCUGCCUGCCCUGGUGGAGCCUAUGGUCCGGCAGGUGGGGCUGACCCACGCCCACCCCAGUGCCAGCGGGGCCAGGGCAAGAGUACACACGGAGGGCUCACCCCGUAUGUCUAGACAUUUGGAAGUUACAAAUCAAGCUAGCAACUGUUAAAUAAAAUACGUUCUAUUCUCCUA